This is a messenger RNA of Suillus fuscotomentosus, 1173 nucleotides long. RefSeq lists its product as uncharacterized. Bases 1 to 1173 code for a protein of 390 amino acids. The record is from RefSeq and is a predicted model, not a curated record. Lineage: Eukaryota; Fungi; Basidiomycota; Agaricomycetes; Boletales; Suillaceae. The transcript has 4 exons.
AUGCAUAACAUCGAUGUGCCCGAUGACUGGGCUUUGCGCAAGGUCCAUUUAGCCAGCCAGUACGUCGAGGAACAAUUUUGGUCUCAUGUUCAUCAGUCUCCAUCCAUUAUUCCACCCAUUGAUCUUGAUGUCCAAAUGGCGUUGAGCUGUGCACAACUGGCAUCGACUUUGGCCAAUGCAUAUAUGAAUACAACAAAUCUUGAUCUCAAACGAUACAGCGAUGCUUGCGGGCAGCAGCCAACCGGCCGCAGUUCCACACAGGAAGCGCGCCUGUCAAAGAAGUUCCCACCUAGUCGACAGAUAGUACUUGAGAAGCCCUGCAUUGUGUUAGAUGCAGGUUAUUGCAUCAUCUUUUGGUAUGUGCCAGCAGCAUUGUCAGUUUGGAUGAAAGAUGAUAUCAGUGCUGCGAUGCAUAAUGCCAAUGAUCUCCUGAGAGACAGUAUAUUCUCAGCCAAUGCAAAUGGUGUUUGGAGGACAGAUGGGUCAUAUUUUCAUGCGACCGAAACACGCAGUGUGUCCCCAGGCUGUAUCAAUGUAUCUCCCUGCUGGUUUCAACAGGGCCACGAGCCUUAUGGUCAUGCCCAUCAAAACACUGACGUCAGCUUCUGUCCAGACGUGUCGGCUACUCUCAAAAGUCCCCAUGGAUUAUCCAUCAUUAAGUCUAUGCAACGACCUUCCCUGCUCAUCUCGGCCGCAUUGAGGGUCAUGCACCCUAGUCUAUAUUGGGACCCAUUGCGAACCACCAUUGAGAUCGGACGCUGGGCUUAUUCCACUGGACGAAGUGAGAUGUAUGAUCGCAUUAGGUAUUGGGUGUCGGUCUUCACAGGUGCUGCUAUAAUGGCCAACCGAUGGUCACCCGCACAUCGCGAUCCCCAAUGCUGCCCUGAAUGGUUUGAUAUCAUGACAUGCAUCGGCAACUAUCCAAACACCCACAUGAAGCUUCCUAAUCUAGGUAUCGAGUUGGUAUAUGACUCAGGGGUGAUGGUAGCAUUCUGUGGUCGGCUUGUCCGACAUGAGGUAGAUGUCAGGUCGGGCGACCAAUGGGUGUGGGCAUGGUUUAUGAGAGACAGUGUGCAUAAUCAUUUCAAGAUACCAUGCGGACAGCACUCAAUCUAUGCUCAGGAGGAUUAUGCGAAAUACAGCAAGGUAGAAGACAUUUCAGGCAGUAUGUGA